Octodon degus (degu) is the source of this 1373-nucleotide messenger RNA. RefSeq names its product chromosome unknown C11orf1 homolog (gene Cfap68). Lineage: Eukaryota; Metazoa; Chordata; Mammalia; Rodentia; Octodontidae. The transcript has 4 exons. Bases 780 to 1328 code for a protein of 182 amino acids. The record is from RefSeq and is a predicted model, not a curated record. Gene Ontology annotation, cellular component: nucleus.
GGGUUGGGAUGUGCAAGGGUCCUGGGUUCAACCCCCAGUACCAAACAAAAACAGUUUAGCAGAAGGUUGUGUUUAGCAAAAACACAGUUGGGAGGAGAGUCCACAAUUGAGUUAAAUAUAGGUCAAAUCAUAUGGAGAUAGCAAGCUAUUUUUUUACAGUCUAAACCAUAUUCUGGAAACAGCCACUGAAAGGUUUUAAAUAAGAUGACACAACUGGACUUUCAUUUUUUAAAAUUCUCCUUCGCAGAAAGGAUUGGAGAGGAACAGGGUUAAUAACAAGGAAAAUAGAUAGGCAACUACAGUAAUGGAGACAAGAAUUUACAGUGAUCUGAACUUGAACUCGGCAUUGAAGGUGGAGCAUAGUAUUUUAAAAAAAAAUCAAGACUUAAGCAAUUGGAUGAAUUCUGAAAGAUAAGUCCCAGGCUUCUAACUUGGACGGCUCAAUGGAUGGUGAUAUCUGUCGUUCCAGCCCUAAGGACAGUAUCACCCAGGUCUCCAACAUGAGCAGUAAGCUCACUGGAAUUUGUAAGACCAGCUACUCUAGUCGUCGUGCUUUUCGGUGACAUCAGUGAAUGCACCUGUCUUCACAAAGGCAUAUGACAUGGGGGCAGGUACCUCAGAUGCCAUCUUUUAGUGCUGCAUUGCAGGCUCUGCCUCUGCCGGUAAAAGGGCAGCUGGGUUGUGGCUCCCAGAUCAUGGCCACUUGGCCUCGGUGACCUGAGUGAUCUACAUACUUUUCUUUGCUGGGAAGACUAUGUUUGGUGACAUCUUCAGUAAACAUGGGACAACCCUUUACGGAUUUCUUUCAGUUUAUUAUGAGCAUUCCAGACACGUCAGCCUCAUCGUCAAGUUGCAGGUCUUCAGGGAAGAAACAGAACCUUGUCCGUUUACUCAGAAACCCACACUAUGGCAGCCUUAUUAACGCAAAUGGCCAAGCUGAAGUGUGGACAGAUUGGAAUGAUAUGUCUAAGUUUUUCCAGUAUGGAUGGAGAUGUACCACUAAUGAGAAUUCCUAUUCUAACCGAACUCUGAUGGGUAACUGGAACCAAGAAAGAUAUGACCUAAGGAAUAUUGUGCAGCCAAAACCUUUGCCUUCCCAGUUUCAACACUACUUUGAAACAACAUAUGAUUCAAGCUACAACAGCAAAAUGCCACUUUCAACCCAUAGAUUUAAGCGAGAGCCUCACUGGUUCCCAGGACAUCAACCCGAGCUGGAUCCUCCUCGAUACAAAUGCACAGAGAAGUCAACUUAUAUGAACAGUUAUUCAAAGCCUCAAAUGAGGCAUCACUUAGGCUGUGCGUGGGUUACAAACGCUGAUCAAUCAUAGGAGCCAGGGUUCUAAUAGAAAAUAAGCUCCACCUUCCAGAAUAGA